Copidosoma floridanum is the source of this 2138-nucleotide messenger RNA. RefSeq names its product ceramide transfer protein (gene cert). Gene Ontology annotation, biological process: ER to Golgi ceramide transport. The record is from RefSeq and is a predicted model, not a curated record. Gene Ontology annotation, molecular function: lipid binding. Lineage: Eukaryota; Metazoa; Arthropoda; Insecta; Hymenoptera; Encyrtidae.
CUUCGUGUGUGUACAAUUUGUAUGUUGUUGUGCAGAUUCACUAUUCGCAGUAUUCGCACUGAUCGCAGUUUGCAGUUUUAUUGCGCAUAAAUAAAAAUUACAUGGUACCAUUUUAUGUUGGAUAAGUCGAUUGCUAUAACUUUAAUUGUGCGUAAACAAAAUCGUUCAAGUGCGAUAAACACCAUUAAACGAAAAAUGAUUGUGUAGUUACAAUUGUAAAUUAAAUUAUACGUUCUACAAUAGCUAUAGCAGGCUAAAUUUUUUGCCAACUACCUCCAUAACAAGUGGCUGAAGUAAUGGGUGGAGUUAAUAGUGUAUCAAACGUUAAUAUGAGUUAUCUAUUACUCACCUUGGUUCGAUAUUUUUUGCAACUUUGAAAAACUACUUUUACACGGCAUUCAAGUGAAUGGCUCAUACAAUUAUUAUUUACCUCCGUCAUUUCAAUUAAAUGGUCGCAACGUCAUUUUUUUGAGGUAGCUUCUCGUGUCGAAGCCCACUAAAUUCAGGAUCUGUCUCAUUGCAGAUUAGUGUCUGGUGCUGAAUAUUGAACAAAUUGAGUAUAAGAAAUGUCUGACGAACCAGAAAAGGUGAUACAUCAAAAUAAUGAAAUAGAUUAUGGUGAUGUGACAGCAGAUGACGAUGAAGGCUCUGAUGGUGUCGUUGUGCCUGAACUUCAGGGAACUCUAUCAAAAUGGACUAAUUAUAUUCAUGGGUGGCAAACUCGUUUUAUUGUUUUGAAAGAUGGAACAUUAUCCUAUUACAAAUCUGAACAAGACAGUGGUUUUGGUUGUAGAGGUUCCAUCAGUCUUUACAAAGCAGAUAUAAAGGCUCACGAGUUUGAUGAUUGUAGAUUCGAUGUAUCUGUUAAUGAUUGUUUGGUGUGGUAUCUAAGAGCUAGUCAUCCAGAAGAAAGGCAACGUUGGGUAGACGUCUUAAAAUCGUACAAGGCCGAGUCGGGCUACGGGAGCGAGAACAGCCUAAAGCGCCACGGGAGUGCCAUUUCCCUGGUGUCCAACAGCCAGUCGACGGCGAGCGUGGGGAGCUUGAGCCGACGUGGAGCCCGGGGCCUGAGGGAAAAGCUCGCCGAGAUCGAGACCUUCAAGGACAUACUCGUCCAGCAGGUCGAUGGCCUCCAGAAGUACUUUGACGAGUGCGCGGCCGGCAAGCCCGAUAAGAGCGCGGCGGAUCGCGACGGCCAGCCGGAGUCGGCGGGUAGCAGCAGUAGCGGCGACAGCUGCGGCGACGGGAGCACGGCGCUCGAGCAGGCCAUCGACUUCAAGGGCGAGGCCAUCAGCUUCAAGGCGACCAGCGAGGGGGUCGUCGCCACCCUGCAGCACUGCGUCGAGUUGAUGCUGCAGCGCGAGGACGCCUGGCGCAAGCGCUGCGAACGGGAGAUGGACAAGAGGCGCAAGCUCCAAGAGAUCUGCAAGUCCCUCAAGGACCAGCUUACCGCGGCCAACCAGGGACUCAACGCUCGGCCUCGGCUGAUUAUCCGCGGUGGACCCGACUACGAGGAGGGGCCACACAGUGCGCUCUGCGAUGAGGAAUUCUACGACGCCGUGGAGACCGGCCUCGACAAGAUCGACGAGGAUAACCAGAUCAAGGACAGGCUCAAGCAAAAGUCCGUGGCGAUUCCCGCGACCCUCAACACCCCGGCUGUCAAACACCGGCUUUGGCCCGAGAUCGACAGGAUAACCCUUGAACAGCUGCACUGCGCGAGGUUGGGUGUCGGAGCUGGGGGCUGGCAGUUGUUUGCCGAGGACGGUGACAUGAGGAUGUACAGGCGGGAGGAGGAGGCUGACGGACUGGUGGUCGAUCCUCUCAAGGCGUGUCACGUGGUCAAGGGUGUCACCGGCCAGGAGGUUUGUAAGAUAUUCUUUAGUCCCGAGUACCGCAGCGGCUGGGAAACGACGUUGGAGGACAUGACCGUUAUUGAGAACGUGUCCAAAGAUACUUUGAUAUUUCUUCAAACUCACAAGAGAAUCUGGCCCGCGAGCCAGAGGGAUGCCCUCUUUUGGUCCCACAUACGCAAGGUACCCGAUGAACAGGAUUCGGACGCUCAGGACUUGUGGAUUGUCUGCAAUCAUAGUACCGAACACGCGGACUAUCCGACUGUUAGCGUAUUGCUUACUUUUUAA